Chaetomium strumarium is the source of this 1428-nucleotide messenger RNA. Its product is annotated as Metalloenzyme, LuxS/M16 peptidase-like protein. The transcript is spliced from 5 exons. Gene Ontology annotation, molecular function: metal ion binding; metalloendopeptidase activity. Gene Ontology annotation, cellular component: mitochondrion. NCBI's taxonomy places the organism in Eukaryota, Fungi, Ascomycota, Sordariomycetes, Sordariales, Chaetomiaceae. The record is from RefSeq and is a predicted model, not a curated record. The coding region runs from base 1 to 1428 and encodes 475 amino acids.
AUGGCGUCCCGGAGACUCGCUCUGAACCUCGCCCAGGGCCUUCGUGGCCGGGCCGGAGGGCUUUCUGUGCCAUUCAGGCGAGGUCUCGCGACGCCGCAUCACUCGCCUGCGAUCAAGACCGAGACGACAACACUCAAGAAUGGCCUGACUGUCGCGACUCAGUACUCGCCCUAUGCUCAGACGUCCACUGUCGGCAUGUGGAUCGAUGCCGGCUCCCGCGCCGAGACCGACGAGACGAACGGCACCGCACACUUCCUCGAGCACCUUGCCUUUAAGGGUACUUCGAAGAGGACACAGCACCAAUUGGAGCUCGAGAUCGAGAACAUGGGCGCCCACCUCAACGCCUACACAUCACGCGAGAACACCGUUUACUUCGCCAAGGCCCUCAACGAGGACGUCCCCAAGUGCGUGGACAUCCUGCAAGACAUUCUCCAGAACUCGACGCUCGAGGAGUCGGCCAUCGAGCGGGAACGCGACGUCAUUCUGCGCGAAUCUGAGGAGGUGGAGAAGCAGCUCGAGGAGGUCGUCUUCGACCAUCUGCAUGCCACCGCCUACCAGAACCAGGCCUUGGGCCGCACCAUCCUCGGCCCCCGGGAGAACAUCCGCGAUAUCACCCGGACCGAGCUCGUGAACUACAUCAAGAACAACUACACGGCUGACCGCAUGGUCCUGGUCGGCGCCGGCGGUAUCCCCCACGAGCAGCUCGUUGAGAUGGCCGACAAGUACUUCGACAAGCUGCCGUCCAAGGCGCCCGAGUCCAGCGCCUACCUCCUCUCCAAGAAGAAGUCCGACUUCAUUGGCUCUGACGUCAGGAUCCGCGACGACACUAUCCCGACCGCCAACAUUGCUAUUGCUGUGGAGGGUGUCAGCUGGAACGACGACGACUACUUCACCGCGCUGGUCACCCAGGCCAUUGUCGGCAACUACGACAAGGCGCUUGGCAAUGCGCCCCACCAGGGCAGCAAGCUCAGCGGCCUCGUCCACAAGAACGACCUGGCUACCAGCUUCAUGAGCUUCUCCACGAGCUACAGCGACACUGGUCUCUGGGGUAUCUACAUGGUCACAGACCAGCUCACAAGGAUCGACGACCUGGUGCACUUUGCCCUGCGCGAGUGGUCGCGUCUAUCGAGCAACGUCUCCGAGGCCGAGGUCGAGCGCGCCAAGGCCCAGCUGAAGGCCUCCAUCCUCCUGUCCCUGGAUGGCACCACCGCCGUCGCCGAGGACAUCGGCCGGCAAAUCGUCACCACGGGCCGCCGGAUGAGCCCCGCCGAGAUUGAGCGGGUCAUCGACAACAUCACCGAGAAGGACGUUAUGGAUUUCGCCAACAGGAAACUCUGGGACAAGGACAUCGCCAUCAGCGCCAUCGGCAGCAUCGAGGGUCUCUAUGAAUACAUGAGAAUCAGGGCCGACAUGACCAGGAACUACUAG